This is a messenger RNA of Centruroides sculpturatus (bark scorpion), 1325 nucleotides long. Its product is annotated as receptor-mediated endocytosis protein 6 homolog. NCBI's taxonomy places the organism in Eukaryota, Metazoa, Arthropoda, Arachnida, Scorpiones, Buthidae. The transcript is spliced from 8 exons. The record is from RefSeq and is a predicted model, not a curated record. The coding region runs from base 30 to 1325 and encodes 431 amino acids.
CAGAUAGAAUAAUUUUUUUACAGAAUUGUAUGUCCUCGCUUCUUGACUUGAUACUGGAGGGAAGCACGAACGAUUCUCCAAGUGAAUUUAUAUCCGAACUACAGGAAUUGAAUCGUUCUGCCAUAUUAAUAACUGAAUCCGAAUUGUUAAAUUUGGUUUCAUUUCUAUGUAAUGUUGAAAUGGAAUGCAAAGAUGAACUAUUGAAAAAAUCAUUAAAUUCUUUACUUGGAGGAUUGCCUUCGUACUCUCAUAACAAUAAUCAAAGUAGUAAUACUCCGUAUUCGGGAACGCCAAAUGCAACUCCUAUGGAUACUCCUCCCAAUACACCAUCUUCUAGAAGAAGCAUUUUGGGAAAAGUAGGACGAAUAACUUCAAAAACAUCAUUGCCAUUGUUUACCGAAAGUCAUCAUGAUGACUGCAACCUAAAUGAAACUACUGACUCUCCAGUAAACAUUACCACUCAAGUUGAAGAAGUUUUGGUUAUUCCUUUAGCAAAUCAAGAUUUUGAAUGUCCAGGAAUGUUAAGUGAAGAAAAAGUGAUAAGCUUAGAACAACAAAAAAAACACAGUAAAGUUCGAAUGAAUCUCGACAGUCUUGUGGGUGAUAAUGUCAGUACUACCGAAAUCGUUGAAAAGAAAACAAGAUUUUCACUUUCUCAAGAUCAAGAGUCUUUAGGAACAAGUGAUAAUUUAGAAGCUGUAUCAGAAGCUGCAUCAAAUCAUUCUGUUGCUUCUUCACUUGAUUUAGAAAAUGAAAAUGAAAAUGAUAAUUUAUCGGAUAUGGUGUCGGCAAAUGUCAGUGGACGUGGUACUCCAAAUGUUAGUGGGCGAGAUACGCCGUCAUCUCAACUUGAAGGAGAAGAAAGAGAACAGAGGCCUUUGGAUCUUCCUGUUGCUACGCAAAAACAAAAUCGCGAGGACAUUGAAGAUAAAUUUGGAAGAUUUGAAAUAAAAGAAAUAAACGAAGGUGAUGAAACUAAAUCAAUGGUGAGCGACACUUGGAGUACGGAUGUUCUUGCAAGUGAUUCCGAAACUAUUGAACAGUCUGAUGCAUCCUCUCAAAUAGCAUUAGAAGUUCAGCCUCCAGGCCUACUAGAUGUAUCGGAAACUGCCAGUCAAAGUGAUGCUUGGAGUAUGGAUGUAUUAACUUCGGAUACAGAGAGAUUGCAAGACUUAGAUACCGAUGACACUAGUAGUGUGGCAAGAUCGGACGACACGACCAGGUCGGAAAUUGAAGGAGAACAUUUUUCUGAAAUAAAUAGACCUGAUCUCAGAGAAUUGAGUGAUGGUACAGAGAUUUUGCAUGGUAAGAGGUUAAAUUUGUAG